Molecule: messenger RNA, 975 nt
Organism: Marmota flaviventris (yellow-bellied marmot)
Lineage: Eukaryota; Metazoa; Chordata; Mammalia; Rodentia; Sciuridae
Gene: Tmem38b
Product: transmembrane protein 38B
Biological process (GO): potassium ion transmembrane transport
Cellular component (GO): membrane
Molecular function (GO): identical protein binding; potassium channel activity
Source: RefSeq, a predicted model, not a curated record
CGGCCGUCCCCUCCCCCACUCCCACUGCGCCGGAGGGGAAUCCGUCACCGCGGCUGCUCAGGCCGCCGCGGUCGGUCGUAGCCAUGGACUCUUCGUGGGAGGAUCUGACGCUGGCCUUCUCCCGCACGUCCAUGUUCCCCUUUUUUGACAUCGCCCACUAUCUGGUGUCCGUGAUGGCGCUGAAGCACCGGCCGGGAGCAGUGGAAGGGGCAUGGAAGAAUCCUUUUUCAAGCUGGUUUUCUGCAAUGCUCCACUGCUUUGGUGGAGGAAUUUUAUCAUGUAUACUUCUUGCAGAGCCUCCACUGAGGUUUUUUGCAAAUCACACUAAUGUUUUACUGGCAUCUUCAAUCUGGUAUAUUAUAUUUUUUUGCCCUUGGGACCUUAUUUCCCAGGGCUAUUCAUUCUUACCUGUUCAACUUCUGGCUGCGGGAAUGAAGGAAGUGACCAGAACUUGGAAAAUAAUAGGUGGAAUCACACAUGCUAAUAGCUAUUACAAAAAUGGCUGGUUAGUCAUGAUAGCUAUUGGAUGGGCCCAAGGUGCAGGUGGUAUCAUUAUCACAAAUUUUGAACAGUUACUAAAAGGAGAUUGGAAACCAGAAGGUAAUGAAUGGCUGAAGAUGUCCUACCCUUCCAAGGUAACCCUGCUGGGGUCCCUUAUCUUCACAUUUCAGCACACCAAGCAUCUGACCAUAUCAAAGCAUAAUCUUAUGUUCCUUUAUACCAUCUUUCUUGUGACCACAAAGAUAACCAUGAUGAUUACAGAGACUUCUUCUGUGACUCUUGCUCCUUUUGAAGAUAUAUUGAGUCGGAUGCUCUUUGGUUGGCAGCACCAGUUUUCAUUGUGUGAAAAGAAAUGUGGAGCAAAAUCGUCUUCCAAUGGCACUGGUUCAUCAGUCUCAAAACCUAUAACCGAUGGUUCAGAUAAUGUUAAAAGGAAACAUUCUAAGAAGACUGAGUAAAUUUACUUGAGCUCUA